Messenger RNA from Cutaneotrichosporon oleaginosum, 1299 nucleotides. RefSeq lists its product as uncharacterized. The record is from RefSeq and is a predicted model, not a curated record. NCBI's taxonomy places the organism in Eukaryota, Fungi, Basidiomycota, Tremellomycetes, Trichosporonales, Trichosporonaceae. Gene Ontology annotation, molecular function: acetate kinase activity. Gene Ontology annotation, biological process: phosphorylation; acetate metabolic process.
AUGUACGUCCUCACGCUCAACUGCGGCUCGUCGUCCAUCAAGGGCAAGCUGUUCCACCUCCCGUCAAAGGAGGCGCCGCUCAAGCCGGCGGCCAAGAUCUCGGUGCUCAACAUCGGCGCCAAGGGCGACAGAGUCCAUGUCGUCGUCAAGUGGCUGGACGACGAGGGGCGGGACGACGUGGACGAGAGAAUGGGAGACGGCGGCGAGGUCGAGCAUAGAGACAUCUUCCCGGUAAUUCUCAAACACAUCACUUCGUCAGGCAUCAAGGAGGACGCGAUCAAGUACGUCACACACCGCAUCGUGCACGGCGGCAUGAACAAGAAGGGCCUUAGAGUCACGAAAGAGGACACGAGAGAGCUCGAGCAGAUGGACGCGCUGUCCUCGUUCGCGCCCCUGCACAACCACCACGCCGUGCUGUGCGUGCGCGCAUGCCUCGACGCCGUGCCGAAGAGCACGCAGCUGCUGUACUUUGACACUCUGUUCCAUCAAACUCUCCCUCCCGAAGUAUACACUUACGCGCUCCCGCCAACGAAGGCGGACCUCGCCAUCCCGCUGCGCAAGUACGGCUUCCACGGCCUGUCGUACGCGUCGAUCGUGCACCAGCUCGCGCAGCACACGCACACGACACCCGACAAGCUCAACCUCGUCGUGGCGCACCUCGGCUCGGGCGCGUCCGCAUGCUGCAUCCGUGCCGGCAAGUCGAUCGACACGAGCAUGGGCCUCACGCCCCUCGAAGGCCUGGUGGGCGGCACGCGCACAGGCAACAUCGACCCGACGGCGAUCAUGCACCACACGCCCGAGUAUGCGCGCGACGCAGGCCUGAGCGGGAUGCACGUGAGCCGGGGCGAGUGGGUGAUGAAUAGAGAGAGCGGGCUGUCCGCGCUGGCGGGCACGCCGAAUUUCGGCACGAUCACGGCUAAGGCGUUCGGCGAGGUCGGAGAGGGCGGGGCCACAGACGCCGCGGAGAAGAAGCGCAUGCGCCUCGCGUACGACAUCUUCCUCGACCGCGUUAUGGUGUUUAUCAGCCAGUACCUCGCCAAGCUGCUCGUGCAGGUGCCGCUCACGGAGGUGCAGCUCGUGUUCUCCGGCGGGAUCGGCGAGAACGCCGCCAAGCUCCGCCGCGACGUAAUCGAGCGCCUGCACUGGCUCGGGGCGAGCGUGGGAGAGGCGAACGAGAAGCGGGGCGGCGGGGCCGUGCGGAAGGUGAGCGGCGCGGAGAGCCGGCUCACCGCGUGGGUCGUCGAGACGGACGAGGAGGGAUGGUGUGCGCAGAUGGCGCGCGACGACAUGGGGAUCUAG